Molecule: messenger RNA, 921 nt
Organism: Penicillium manginii
Lineage: Eukaryota; Fungi; Ascomycota; Eurotiomycetes; Eurotiales; Aspergillaceae
Exons: 1
Coding region: 1-921 (306 amino acids)
Biological process (GO): intracellular monoatomic cation homeostasis
Cellular component (GO): mitochondrial inner membrane
Molecular function (GO): ribosome binding
Source: RefSeq, a predicted model, not a curated record
AUGCUGAGCCAACGCCUGCUGCAUCGCUAUCCGCUCCAUGCGCAACUGCGUGAGCGCCCUCGCGCUCGCCCUGCGACACCGCUGUCUAUCCUGCUCCAGACUCGCUACAGUUCAGCGCAGGCAGGAGCGACCAUCGACCUCCGUACGACCGUCCCCGCGCCGCUGGACCUGCCCGCCCGACAGCCCGGACAAGGCGCCGCGAGCCACCUGUAUGCGACGGGCAAGGCCUACCUGGCCUUCUACCGCACAGGCCUGCGCCAUGUCUGGCUGAACUACCGUAGCGCCCGCGGAAUCCAGCGCUCCCUCCGCGACCAAGGCCUGACCGUCCCGCAGGCCAUCGCCAAAGGCCGUCUGACGCGCGCGCAAUUCCAGCUCCUGCACCGCAAUCGCCAUGAUAUCCGGCGAGUGCCCCUUUUCGCCCUCGUCUGUGUGUGCUGCGGCGAGCUGACUCCGCUCGUCGUGCUCCUGCUGGCAAACCAGGUGCCGUGGACGUGCCGGACGCCCUCGCAGGUGAGAAAGUCCCGGCAGCGCCAGGACGCGCUGCGCAUCUCCGGCCAGCAGCAACAGAAUAUCGCGCACAAUGGAAACGGCAGAGAGGCAUUGGUGCGGGCCUCAGGCGUGCUGGGUUUGCGUGGUCGUUGGUUGCGGCCCCCAAAAGGCGUGCUGCAACACCGUCUCGAUCGCCACGUGAACUACUUGGAAUGCGACGACAGGCUUAUCUUGUCAUCGCCCGAUAAGGAUGGCCCACGCGAGUGGGCUGUGACAGAGGUGGAAUCGGCGCUGGUGGAUCGAGGGAUCAGUGUUUCCGGGAGGUCGGAGAAGGAGCUGAGGGACGCGCUGGACAACUGGCUGUCAGAUCGCUCGCAGGCCGACGUGCGGGGUCUGCUGCAGCGCAGGGUAGAGGGCUGUUCAACGGCAUAG